UUAAAAAAAUGUAAAAUGUUUAUUCGAAAAUUAUUGCCUAGCUCUUCCAAUUAACCUGUCAAUUGCAAAGUGAACCAGUAACCGGACUAUCAAUACUUGAGGUUAAAACUAACCAAACAUUGGACACGUAAUCGUUAUAUUUUGCGUACACUAAAGGAAAAAUGUCAGAGAAAGUUUCAGGUAUACCUGUAAAGAGGAAGACAAAUUCACCAGGCAAUAAUCAAGAAAAAGGUGGACAAACUUCCAACAAUAAAUCAAGUAAUCCAGUCACUGAAAUAGCUGGAUAUAGCUCUAGUGACAAAGCUCACAGUGAUUUGAAUAAAUCAAAGGAAAUGGCAGGAACAAAAUAUGUGUUGAAAUCAAGAAAUGAAACUAAAAAUAAUGAUGGUGAACGAACAACUGGAAAUGGAAUAAAAGAUUCUGUUGGAGACACUUCUGACAGUUCCAAAAAUUUGGAUUUAGGAAAUGAUGGUGUUGCAUCUUUAAGUUAUAAUAGUGAUCAAAAUGUGCUUUAUUAUGCAGUCUUGACUGUUGUAACUGUAUUAGCAUUUGUGACAAGACUUUAUAAACUUGAAGUUCCAUCAUGGGUUUGUUGGGAUGAGACACAUUUUGGAAAGAUGGGCAGUUGGUACAUCAAUCAUACAUUUUUCUUUGAUGUUCACCCUCCACUUGGAAAGAUGCUGAUUGGUCUAGCUGGUCAUUUAUCAGGGUACGAAGGGACAUUUGCCUUUAAUAAACCUGGUGAUGAAUAUGGAGACAUACCAUAUAUGGGCAUGAGAGCGAUGUGUGCGUGUAUGGGAGCAGCUCUUGUUCCACUUGUAUACAUGUCCACCUGGUUGCUAUGUCAAUCAGUGACAGCAUCUCUUCUUGCUUCAUCUUUUGUUCUUUUUGAGCUGGGUAUAAACACACUGACAAGAUACAUACUGUUGGACCCUAUUCUCAUGUUUUUCAUCAUGGCAUCUACAUACACACUUCUCAAGUUCUUAUGGUACAAAGACAGUCCAUUUUCACUGAGUUGGUGGUUCUGGUUAAGUGCAACUGGUGUCUUCCUUUCCUGUGCUAUUGCAGUAAAGUUUGUUGGUCUAUUUGUUGUAUUGCUGGCUGGUUACAGCACUAUAGCUGAUCUCUGGAGGUUGCUAGGCAACCAUAAAUUACCUUUGAUUGAGAUUAUAAAGCAUUUUGUUGCCAGGGCAGCAUGUCUCAUUGUUCUUCCAGUCAUUUGUUAUAUGAUAUUCUUUGCCAUUCACUUUGCCGCACUUUAUAAAAGUGGUCAUGGAGACGGAUUUUACAGUUCUCAAUUCCAGUCAACUCUAGAAGGGAACAGACUUCAUAACAUCAGUAUGCCAGACAGCUUUGCUUAUGGGAGCGUAGUUUCAUUGAAGCAUCAGCGAACAGGUGGAACAUAUCUUCAUUCUCACCCACAUUUAUAUCCUGAAGAACAUCCACCUAGGCAGCAACAGAUUACUGGCUAUAGUCACAAGGAUGAGAACAACAUGUGGCGUAUAAAACCCUCACAUUAUGAACCUUCGGAGGACAAUUCUUACCCUGUGUUUGUCAAGAAUGGGGACCUUGUCAGACUUGAACAUAUUCAUACUCGGCGAAACCUACACAGCCACAGGGAACCAGCACCUCUUACUUCAAGGCACUUCCAGGUUUCAGGUUAUGGACAGGAUGGUAAAGGUGAUGCCAAUGAUAUCUGGCAAAUUGUUGUACCUGGUGUAGAAGAGGGAGCACAAAUUAGGGUUGUCCAGUCAAAGUUUAAACUUAUACAUUACCAUGUGAAGUGUGCACUCUUUGCACAUGACAAGAAAUUGCCAAAAUGGGGCUUUGAGCAGCAGGAAAUCACAUGCAACCCCGACGUAAAGGCUGGUAAAACACUGUGGAGUGUAGAGGAAAUUAGAGAUAAAAGAUUGCCAGAUGUAAGCUUUGAAGUCCACAAACCUUCCUUCUUGGACAAGUUUAUAGAGAGCCAUGCUGUGAUGACACAGGGCAAUGCUGGACUAAAACCACAAGAAGGAGAGGUGACUUCAAGACCGUGGCAGUGGCCUAUUAACUUAAGAGGCCAGGUUUUCUCAGGAAAAGACCACAGAGUAUAUCUCUUAGGUAACCCAAUUAUCUUUUACGGGUUGUUGGUGGUCAUGGCGUUAUUUUUCCUCAUCUACCUUGUACAUUCAGUGAAAGUUCAGAGAGGAGUGAAAAUGACAAAGGAAGUUUCAGAUUUUAAGGAGCGUACAUUCAGUGCCUGUUGGUGGGCUAUGAUUGGCUGGAGCUUACAUUACUUCACAUUCUGGCCAAUGACAAGGGUUCUCUAUUUCCACCAUUAUUUCCCUGCACUGUUGUAUGGCUUUAUGCUAGGAGGUAUUACUCUAGACUACAUGAUCAAAAUGCUGUGUAAUUCUUUACCAAGGUCAUUAUCUGUGGUUGUAUUCCAUACUUGUAUUGGUAUACUUCUGUCAGGAACAGCCUACAGCUUCUAUUUAUUUCACCCUCUGACGUAUGGGAUGAGUGGACCACAGGCAAAUAAUCCAGAAAGUAACAUGUAUGGAUUGAAGUGGCUUGACACAUGGGAAAUUUAACAUGCUGCUCUGUACAUUACGUCUUACCUUAUCAGCACAAUAACUACAAAAAUAUGUGUAAAUAUGGCAUUGUUUGAAUAUAUAGAUUGCAGGCAAUCUAAAAUGAAUACCAGUCAUUCGUUAGUGAAAAUUGUUCUUCUUUUAUGUAAUAUUUUUUUUGUUUUUAUAUAUUUUAUAUGGUACAUAAAUUAUAUAUUGUGAUAAAUAAGUAAUUUGAUAUGUCUGGAUUUAAGGGAGCACACAGAGGUUUAUGUUAGGAAUUCAGAAAUUACUUUUUCAUUUCUUGGUAGUUGUAAAUUAUAGGUAAAGUUGGCUUCUGAAGUAUUUACAAUGUAUUUAUAAAAAAAAUGCCAAUGUUUUUGCAAAAGCACCUAGCAUGUAAUUUAUAAUUUAGAUGUACUACUUUGCUUGCAAAAGCAUUGCGUGUUUGGUAUGGUAAACAAAGUAAUAGAUUUAAAUGAAGUGCCUUGACCUAUAGCUUAAUUCAUCAUACAAAUAGUCAGUACUGUUUGCUUUCUUUAAUAAUUUUAUCUUUAAGUUGUCAGUAGAUUAAGUGUUAUUUCAACAAACAUUUUGAGAGCAAAAAUAAGGAUUUAAAAUUAGUUACAGUUUAACCAAACCUACCUUAGAUCCUUAAUGCAGGGAGGCCCACCUGAUGUCUUACAGUUAAACUUACCCUAGAACCUUAAUACAGGGAGACCUACCUGAUGUCUUACAGUUAAACCUACCCUAGAACGUUAAUGCAGGGAGACCCACCUGAUGUCUUACAGUUUAACCAAACCUACCUUAGAUCCUUAAUGCAGGGAGACCCACCUGAUGUCUUACAGUUAAACCUACCCUAGAACCUUAAUACAGGGAGGCCCACCUGAUGUCUUACAGUUAAACCUACCCUAGAACCUUAAUACAGGGAGACCCACCUAAUGUCUUACAGUUUAACCAAACCUACCUUAGAUCCUUAAUGCAGGGACACCCACCUGAUGUCUAACAGUUAAACCUACCCUAGAACCUUAAUGCAGGGAGACCCACCUGAUGUCUUACAGUUUAACCUACCCUAGAACCUCGAUGCAUGGAGACCCACCUGAUGUCUUACAGCUAAACCUACCCUAGAACCUUAAUACAGGGAGGCCCACCUGAUGUCUUACAGUUAAACCUACCCUAGAACCUUAAUGCAGGGAGACCCACCUGAUGUCUUACAGUUUAACCAAACCUACCUUAGAUCCUUAAUGCAGGGAGACCCAUCUGAUGUCUUACAGUUAAACCUACCCUAGAACCUUAAUACAGGGAGACCCACCUAAUGUCUUACAGUUUAUCAAACCUACCUUAGAUCCUUAAUGCAGGGACACCUACCUGAUGUCUUACAGUUAACCCUACCCUAGAACCUUGAUGCAGGGAGACCCACCUGAUGUCUUACAGUUUAACCUACCCUAGAACCUUGAUGCAUGGAGACCCACCUGAUGUCUUACAGUUAAACCUACCCUAGAACCUUAAUGCAGGGAGGCCCACCUGAUGUCUUACAGUUAAACCUACCCUAGAACCUUGAUGCAGGGAGGCCCACCUGAUGUCUUACAGUUAAACCUACCCUAGAACCUUGAUGCAGGGAGGCCCACCUGAUGUCUUACAGUUAAACCUACCCUAGAACCUUGAUGCAGGGAGGCCCACCUGAUGUCUUACAGUUAACCCUACCCUAGAACCUUGAUGCAUGGAGACCCAUCUGAUGUCUUACAGUUAAACCUACCCUAGAACCUUAAUGCAGGGAGACCCACCUGAUGUCUUACAGUUAAACCUACCCUAGAACCUUAAUGCAGGGAGACCCACCUGAUGUCUUACAGUUAAACCUACCCUAGAACCUUAAUGCAGGGAGACCCACCUGAUGUCUUACAGUUAAACCUACCCUAGAACCUUAAUACAGGGAGACCCAUAAUGGGAGUUUUUUUAUUCAAGUAGAUUUAUUUUCUGUACUUCUGACCAGUCCAUUUGAAGAAACAUGAGCUUAAAGGUUGGCUGUUAUGCAACCAAUCAUUUGACAAACAAAUGUGGACAGUAUUUAGUAAUAAUUAUUGUUAUUUUGCCAGAUUUUAAUAUCACUUGUUGGUACAGCAUAUGCCCCCCUAAAGUUAUAUUUUAUGUUCAAAAAGAUAUUUACAUUUUUUUACAUGAUGUGAUUUGUAUCAAAUAUAUAUUUCUUUGAUAUUGUUGUAAAGAUGCUAAACUUAUAUAUGAAUCUCUAUUUUUGUCAUAUUUGUCAGAUUAAGAUACAUAAAUUUCUACUUAUUGAGUUCUGUAGAAAUCAUAUAGUAAGCAGAUAUAUUGCUCAUUUCAGUAAAAAUCAUGUUCCCCAACCUUUUCAUGAAAACAUAUUUGAAAACUGUUCUUUCAGUUUACAACAUUCUCAGUCUAUGAAAUUAAGGAUUAGGUCUUCACAGUGCCAAUGUCUGUCAAUUCCCCAAAGCUUGAGUCACAGAAGUAUUUAUGGCCAUACUGCCAUGUAUUAGUCUCAGAGAGAUUUAAAGGUCAGCUUAAUAAUGUCUUUAAAUAAUAUCUACUGAUGGAUAUAUUAUGUUGUAGGGUUAUAUAUACAAUUGUUUUGCAGUCCUGGACAAUCAUAUUUAUCAAUGUAGAUCAUGGUUAACAUAAGAUAUAGGUUUACCUAAAAGUUAGAUAGCUAUAUUAGUCUAAUAAAUUGUGCUAGGACAUGGUUUAAAAGGAGAUAUAGGGAUUUUUAUGCAUCACUCUUUAACAAGAUUUAGGGGCCUCGAUAACUGAGUGUUUAGUGUUACUGAAUUAGAAUCACUUGCCCCUGAACAAUUUGGCCUACAUGUAGAAGCCUCGCUUAGAUAAUAGAAUUCUUCCUUUUAGGAAACUAUUCAGCUGGCUUAUGGAAGUUUGGUGGUUAUAACAGGUGCCUGCCAAUGCCAGGAACAAAGCUCGGGGGAGCACCUCGUCUUUUCCUUCAACAUUUAAAGCUUGAAAAGUCGCCAUACAAUCUAAAAUUAUUUCAUUGUGACACUAAAUCAAACAAGAAACAACAACAAAACUCUAUUAAAUUAACUGUGAUUAAUGCCAUGAAAAAAUAUUUUGAAUGUCAACCUUUUUAGGGCAUUGAAAAGAGAGGUAGGUGAAUCUCAGCUAAGCAUUUAUCAUUUCAUUCAUCUACUUACUUAUUUUGUAAUUAUGUGAUUUAUAUUGAGGUCAAGGUGAGAUGUUUUUAGUUGUACAUCGUAUCAUUCAUUUUCAUGCAUUGUAUAUCAUAGUACAAUAUUAUAUUAGCAUGUAAAGUAUGUUUAGAAAUAUACAGGUGCUAGAAAAAGAUAUUUUGUUUGAACAUAUGGUCAUUGAAGCAUCAAACUUGUGUUGUUCUGAGAAAUAUUGAUGAUUUUUAUUUUUUCAGCUCACCAGAGUGCAUGGUGCUUUAGGUGAGCUAUUAUGAUCAUCAUUCGUCUGUCAGUUUGGGAAAUUUGUUAUACAUUAUCUAUCAUUUAUAAAUUUUCUAAAAAUACUAAAGAGGUCAACAUUUUUUACCAAUCUUAAUUAAACUUAGUCAAAAUGUUAACCACAAUAAAAUCUGGUCAUGUUUGAAACUCGGCCGUUUUCAGUCAGCUAGGCCAGAAUACUUUGAAAAAAUUUUAGGUGACACAUUUUCUAUUUGAUCAACAUGAAACAUGGACAGAAAAGUUGUUCUUAUAACAUCUAGAUCAAGAUUUAAACUGGUUCAUCUUGGGUCAAGAACAAGGUCAAUAUUUCCAAUCAUAGUAAAACCUUUUUUACUCUUCAGAAGAGAUAUUUUCUACCCAAAGUACAUGAAAUGCUAUUGGAAUGUUUGUCUCUAUGAAAUCCAGGUCAAGAUAGAAACUGGAUCAUCAUGGAUAAAAUACUUGGUUACUAGGUCAAAUCAUAGUGAAAACUUAACUCUAUAGAGACCACAUUUGCAUCCUGGUAUACAUGCAUUCUCAUCUGAAUAUUUCCUUUAUAUGAUGUAGAAACUUGGUUAUUAGGGGUAAAAAAAACAGUUAACUAGGUCAUGUCAUAGUAAAACUUUGGUAUUGCACAAGAUUCCAGAUUUCCUACUUGAUCCGCAUGAAGCCUGGUCAGAAUGAUUUUUUUUAUGAAAUCUGUCACAUUUUUGAAACAGGGUUAUCUUGGAUGCAGUGAGGUCACUUGGUUAAAUAAAAGAAAAACACAUUAACACUGAAAAGCCACUUUUUCUACCUGAUUUACAUGAAUCCUGUUAGGAAUGUUUGUCCUUGUGCAGUUUAUCACAAUGAAAAGAAUAGAGGAUAUUACAUGAGUGUCUUUUCAUAUUGAAUUUAUUAAACAAGUUGAAUAAAUAAUAAAAUGCGAGGCUCUGUCUAGCAUUUUAUCAGUUUUAUUCAACGAGUUUAUUAAAUUCAGUGUGGAAAGUCACAAAUGUAAUACAUUUGUAUUCUUUUUAUCACUUCUUAGCUUUUCUUGUCGAAACAUCAAAACUUCUACUUUCUUUUUCUAUAUAAACAAGUCAGUUUGACCAGCGUCUUUUGUACUAUAAAUGACAUCAACGUCAAAGCUUUAUUACACUAGUGUAUUAUCGUUUUUAGCUCAUCUGAUUUUUUGAGAGAAAAAAAUGAAGAGUUAUUGUCAUCACUAGAUCAGCGUCAGCAUUAGCGUUGCCUGGUUAAGUUUUAUAUUUAGGACAGCUUUUCUCCUAAACUAUCAAAGCUAUUGCUUUGAAACUUGCAACACUUGUUCAACAUCAAAAGCUGACUUUGUUCAGCAAGAAACAUAGCUCUAUCCUGCUUUUUGCCAGAGUUGUGACCCUUUUUGGACUUAGAAAAUAUCAGAUUUCUUGGUUAAGUUUUAUGUUUAGAUCAACUUUUCUCCUAAACUAUCAAAGCUAUUGCUUUGAAACUUGCAACACUUGUUCACCAUCAAAAGCUGACUCUGUACAGGAAGAAACAUAACUCCAUCCUGCUUUUUGCAAGGAUUAUGGCCUCUUUUGGACUUAGAAAAUCAGAUUUCUUGGUUAAGUUUUGUGUUUAGGUCAGCUUUUCUCCUGAAGUACCAUGACUCCAUCCUGCUUUUUGCAAGAAUUAUGGCCCCUUUUGGACUUCAUGGGUAGGACAAUAUUUCUCUUAUAUAGAGACAAAAAAAUCAGAUGAGUGUCUGCACCAGCAGGGCGGUGCUCUUGUUAAGUAAUGGCUUUAUUACACUCCCGUGACGUCAAACAUGUGAUAAAAAGAGUUAUUUGAUGUUAAAAAGUAGUUCAGAUCAAAAACUUUGUAACCUUCUAGAGGCUGUAUUUUCUACAUGAUGUCCAUGAAGCAUGUUCAGAAAUCAUGACCUUGUUUUCUAUCUGCUCAUCACAAAACGUGCUCAAAAUGAUUGUCACCUUUAAAGCUGUGCUAAGUUAUUAAUUGCUCAGGUACUUGGGUGAGCGAUACAGGGCCUUCAGUACCUCUUGUUAUUAUGAAUGUAAAUUUUGGUUGUGGGUAUGUCUAGAUUUUUCAUUGAUUGUAUAUAUUUAUUCAAAUUGACCUAUUACAAACACAAGAGCUUCCAAUUUUAGAUUUAUUUACUUAGUUCAUUGUAGUAAUUACUAAUUAGGCAUAAGAUCAGUAUCUAUAAACGCAGUCAUUGAAAUGUAGUUACAGUUCCUAUACAGUUUUGAAUUGUGUAGUCGAUUUUGUUGAAAAUAGUGAAGGAAAAACAAUCUCAGGAACUGUAAAGGCCUCCUUCUGACUAAUGCAUCCUUGUAGUAUUUUCAGUCAUAAUACUCAGCAAAAGGGUGAAGCUGUGAAUUUUUUAUUUAACUGCUAUUUUAAGAGAGGACAUGUGGUUUUUGUAUUCAAAGAAGUGGCUAUAUUCCUUUGCACCUAUUGUAGAGUGAACAGUAUCUGCCUAAUAACCAGAGAACCAUUUGAUCCAGGAACUUCAAACUUGGAAGCAUGAUUGAGCUUAUGAAUUAGAUGAACCCUGUGGCUUUUUGGAUCAGUAGGUCAAAGGUCAAGAUCACAGGGGCCCAAACCUUGAAAACCGUUUUUGCCCAAUAACUGGAGAACCACUUUAUGCAGGACCUUUAAACAUGGAAGCAUGAUUUGUCAAAUGGAUUAGAUGAACCCUAUAGCUUUUUGGUCUGUAGGUCAAAGGUCAAGACCACAGGGGCCUGAACAUCGAAAUCUGUUUCCGCUAAAACAUUGAGAACCACUUGAUUCAGGACCUUCAGACGUGGAAGCAUGAUUGGGCUUAUGAAGUAGAUGACCCCAAAUAAUUGUUGGGUUAGUAGGUCAAAGGUCAAGGUCUAAGACAAAGUAAGUAAUCAUUGGACUGAAAAUGAGACAAACCAUUAUUUGGGCAUAAGUUUAAGGUAUUGCAUGUGAUAGACACCAAGAUAUAAUAGAAUUUCCUUAGACUCUUAAAACUCUUAAUAAAAAUUAGCAGCCUAUAGCCCACUAAUACUCUUUCUUGGUAUAAAGAUUCUUUUUUGAAAAAAAGAAAACCAUGAGAUUAUUUGAAAUCCACAAUACAUAGUAAGUUACUACUUUCAAAUAUUUUUAUGUUUAGAUGGAAAGAAUAUGAUCAUUCUUUGGAAGUAGUUCUAUUAUAAAUUGUAUGAAUAUAAUUAUAUUUCAAUAAAAUCUUACUAAUUUGA
This is a messenger RNA of Mercenaria mercenaria, 9198 nucleotides long. RefSeq names its product protein O-mannosyl-transferase 2-like. The record is from RefSeq and is a predicted model, not a curated record. Gene Ontology annotation, cellular component: membrane; endoplasmic reticulum. The coding region runs from base 162 to 2576 and encodes 804 amino acids. Lineage: Eukaryota; Metazoa; Mollusca; Bivalvia; Venerida; Veneridae. The transcript has 20 exons. Gene Ontology annotation, molecular function: dolichyl-phosphate-mannose-protein mannosyltransferase activity. Gene Ontology annotation, biological process: protein O-linked glycosylation via mannose.